Molecule: messenger RNA, 2507 nt
Organism: Xiphias gladius (swordfish)
Lineage: Eukaryota; Metazoa; Chordata; Actinopteri; Istiophoriformes; Xiphiidae
Gene: sptlc1
Product: serine palmitoyltransferase, long chain base subunit 1
Exons: 15
Coding region: 284-1747 (487 amino acids)
Biological process (GO): ceramide biosynthetic process; sphingosine biosynthetic process
Cellular component (GO): endoplasmic reticulum
Molecular function (GO): serine C-palmitoyltransferase activity; pyridoxal phosphate binding
Source: RefSeq, a predicted model, not a curated record
GAAAGUGAAAACUUGUUUAUUUCACUGUCAGUUUUCAUCACGGAUUUAUAAAUCCUUACUGUUAGCGACGGAGGACCUUGUGGAAAAUCUGUCAAGUUGUCACAGUACUCUAGGCUACCGAGAGUUAAUGUGGGCGUGCGCUAGCGAGCCCGCUAGCUAUCUACAUCCACUCUAAGCCAGCUAAAUCUGAAAAUUUUUAACACUACGUCUUUUCGGGCGUUUUGCUAAAGGUCUUCGAGCACACCGGAACACAUUAUCAGGGGAAAAAUUGAUAAACCUAUUAAUGUUCCUCCUUAGUUCAGACGUCAAGAAACUGCUGACAGCCGGGGUGACUAGUACACCAGACCGUCCUCUCCUCCUACACUGGUAUUGUAAUGAACACGCUCCUGCUUAUCACCUGAUUCUGGAGGGGAUACUCAUACUGUGGAUCAUCAGACUUCUGUUCUCUAAGACCUACAAACUUCAUGAGACCUAUAAACUGACAGAGAAGGAAAAGGAAGACCUGAUUGAGGAGUGGCAGCCAGAGCCUCUUGUUCCUCCUGUAUCCAAAGACCAUCCCUCCCUCAGCUAUGAUGUUGUCACCGGACCUCCCAGCCACAAAAUCAUAAUCAAUGGAAAAGAGUGCAUUAACUUUGCAUCAUUUAACUUCCUCGGUCUCCUCGACAAUGAGCGGGUUAAGCAAAAGGCUUUGGCAUCACUGAAGAAAUAUGGUGUGGGCACGUGUGGUCCAAGAGGCUUCUAUGGAACCUUCGAUGUUCACCUGGAGCUGGAGAGUCGUCUUGCCAGAUUCAUGAAAACAGAAGAGGCCAUCAUCUACUCAUAUGGCUUUGCAACCAUUGCUAGUGCAAUCCCUGCCUACUCCAAGAGGGGGGACAUUAUCUUUGUGGAUGAAGCAGCCUGUUUCUCCAUCCAGAAGGGUCUUCAAGCGUCCCGCAGCUUUAUCAAAUACUUCAAACACAACGACAUGGAGGAUCUGGAGAGGCUGCUCAAGGAGCAGGAGCUGGAGGACCAGAGGAAUCCUCGUAAAGCUCGAGUGACCCGGAAGUUCAUUGUAGUCGAGGGGCUGUACAUCAACACUGCAGAUAUUUGUCCUCUCCCCAAACUGGUGGAGCUGAAGUACAAGUACAAGGUGCGAAUCUUUCUGGAAGAGAGCCUGUCUUUCGGUGUGUUGGGAGAGCAUGGCCGAGGAGUCACAGAACAUUUUGGGGUCAAUAUAGAUGACAUUGACCUGAUCAGUGCUAACAUGGAGAAUGCUGUGGCCUCCAUCGGAGGCUUCUGCUGCGGACGCUCCUUUGUCAUUGACCACCAGCGUCUGUCAGGUCAGGGCUACUGUUUCUCUGCGUCCCUGCCUCCCAUGUUGGCUGCUGCUGCCAUCGAGGCUCUCAACAUUAUGGAGGAGGAUCCAGAUAUUUUUGCUGUCCUGAGGCAAAAGUGCAAACAUGUUUACAAGGCUUUACAGGGAACUCCUGGUCUGAAGUUAGUAGGAGUACCAUUUGCCCCAGCUCUUCACUUACAGCUGGAGAGAAGUUCAGGCUCCAGAGACUCUGACAUGCAGCUGCUCCGCACCAUUGUAGAUUAUUGUUUGGAAGGACGUGUGGCUCUGACCCUCGCUCGCUACCUUGAUAAGGAGGAGCGCUUCCUCCCCCCACCAAGUAUCAGAGUGGUGGUCACCAUCGAACAGACAGAAGAGGACAUCCAGCAGGUUGUGUCUUGUAUCCAAGAGGCAGCUUUAGCCAUCCUCAAAUGACAGUGCAGUGUUUGUCACUGCUGAAAGUAAGCAGACAUCAUUGGAGCUUUACCAGGAGUCCACUGGACUGGGUAGGAAAUCAUUGUGAGGGGGACACUCCGGACAAGACGCUCUCAUCCAUGUUUUUACUGGAUACUUCGUUUGUCUCUUAAUGGUUUUUUUCCUUUGUUCUUGUUUAUCAUGUGUCGUCAUCAAACUACAUGUACUCCUUGUUUUAUAUUGUUAUGAAUGUAAAUGUGGUUCUUCAGCAGGACUGUCAGCACUUGUCUUUCUGCUGUGAAUAGUAAUGGUCAUUAGACAUCUAACUAAUAAAGGAAAACAACUACAGUGAGAACGAGACCUGAUCUUAACAGACCAAAUGAACUGUUACUUUUUAUGUACUGACCAAAGAGGAGACAGUUAGUGGAGGACUCAUCAUUUUAUUUAAUAUUCUGCAGUCUGUUAGUACAUGAACUGUGCACGAUGAUUGUGUCCUAACAUGCCAAUUGUUGUUUUACCUCAAAUAGACACUGAUAUUUACAACUGGAUUUUUUUUGUUCUUUGUUUUUCAACCGAUGUUAAUUUUCUUUUGUUAGAGGUAAUAGUAUUUCUGACCACUUUACCUUGAUGAAAUGUAAAUAUAUCUGAUUUGAAUUGAGUUAGUGUGUGUGUGAUUUGUGAUCAUGCUUCUGUCUUGGGUUGAAACCCACCACGAUUUUUUUUAGGUGGCAUUGCCACAAACAGAGUUCAAACAGAUACAAAUGUAGAAGCGGAAACGCCC